AACCACGCGCUCGAUGAGGACGGUUCCAAAGCGGCACCCGCCUUCGCCAUGACGCCCUCGCCGGAAGUUCCGCCCCUGGGCAACGACAGCCACCCGGGCGGCGCCCCGGUGGCCUUCUGCAGCAUCGACGAGUCGUACAAGUACAUCUUCCUACCCAUCUGCUACUCCUUCACCUUCGUCUUCAGCCUGUCCCUCAACGCGGUGGUCCUGUACCGCUCCUUCCGGCGCACCAAGCGCUGGAACGCCUCGCUGAUCUACAUGGUCAACCUGGCCUCCACCGACUUCAUGUACGGCCUCUCACUACCCUUCCUGGUGGCCAGCUACGUCAUGCGCGACCGCUGGGUCUUCGGCGACUUCAUGUGUCGCCUGGUGCGCUUUCUCUUCUACUUCAACUUGUACGGUUCCAUCUUCUUCCUCACGUGCAUCUCGGUGCACCGCUACCUGGGCAUCUGCCACCCCAUGCGGGUCAUCGCCCUGGAGACCAAGAAAGCCGUCAAGUGCGCUUGCGUCCUGGUGUGGGCGGUGGUCUUCGCGCUCACCUGCCCCAUCUUCCGCUUCGCCCGCACGGCCCGCGCGGUCAACGGCGGAGCGUACAACUGCUGGGACGACGCCAUCGACCGAGAGUUCUCCGACUACGUGCCGUACGGCGUGGUCCUGCACCUGCUGGGCUUCUUCGUCCCGUUCUCCGUCAUCGCUUGGUGCUACUCGCAUGUGGUGCGGACCAUCUUCAAGACUUUGCCUUCCCAUCGCAGACGAGAGGAGGCGGCCGUCUUCCCCGGCGCCGACUCGCCUUACGCCGGCCGCAGGCGCAAGUCCAUCCGGACCAUCGUCACCAUCACGCUGCUCUUCGCGCUCUGCUUCUUCCCCUUCCACGUGACCAGGACCGUCUUCUUGCUCCUCAAGCUGAGCAAAGGCGUCCCGUGCCAGACCGUCACCACCGUGUCCAUGUGCUACAAAAUCACGCGGCCUUUGGCGUCCUUCAACGCGUGGCUCAACGCCCUCCUCUACUUCCUCACCAAGGACAAGGGGGGAUGCUGCCCACCGCCGGCCGCCACUGCCGCCGCUGGCCCUCUGCUGCCUUUGAGGAUGAUGGAAAAAGGAGAAGACCACGUCCACCGCCAUGGCAAAAGUCCCUUAUUGACCUAACCAUACUUCAUUGACAAAUCCAUCCAAAAAAAAAAACUUUUUGGGGGGUUGUUCCUAGCUCCUUUGGGGCUAGGAACUUUUCACAAGUAGAGUUGUGAAAAAGAAAUACUACUCUUACUCCGCUACUUUGGGAUACACUUGGUCCGUUAAAUUUUUCCUCUUUACACUACAUAUUGACCUUAUUUUUGCCAGACAGUGGCUGUCUCAGUUCCACCAAUGAGACGUCGCAACAAUAAACAUGACUAAACAAUCAGAGGUAACAAUGUUUUUUCUCCACUAGAGGGCACUCGUGCUCUUUGGACAGGUAACGGGUCAUAGUGUUCUGGUCUGAAUCUGAUGAUUUUUGGA
This is a messenger RNA of Corythoichthys intestinalis (scribbled pipefish), 1494 nucleotides long. RefSeq names its product P2Y purinoceptor 3. The record is from RefSeq and is a predicted model, not a curated record. Gene Ontology annotation, cellular component: membrane. The transcript has a single exon. NCBI's taxonomy places the organism in Eukaryota, Metazoa, Chordata, Actinopteri, Syngnathiformes, Syngnathidae. Bases 49 to 1146 code for a protein of 365 amino acids. Gene Ontology annotation, biological process: G protein-coupled receptor signaling pathway. Gene Ontology annotation, molecular function: oxysterol binding; G protein-coupled receptor activity.